Molecule: messenger RNA, 1418 nt
Organism: Coprinopsis cinerea okayama7#130
Lineage: Eukaryota; Fungi; Basidiomycota; Agaricomycetes; Agaricales; Psathyrellaceae
Exons: 7
Coding region: 132-1418 (428 amino acids)
Molecular function (GO): DNA-binding transcription factor activity
Source: RefSeq, a predicted model, not a curated record
ACUCUUGUACACCCUCUGCUAUCUCAACCACAACUUGCUAACCACUCCACUAACCACACACCCUAUCACAGCCUAGACAGCCCCAGCACCCCGAUUCCUCUUAUAUCAAUCUAGCUCUGCAAUUUUCUAAGAUGAUGUCACCCUCGGAAGAACACAUCAACGCCGCCCUGAAGCGCCUCGAGCGCCUAACGUGCAGGCUCUGUAACUCGGUCUUCCCCACCCGGAACGCUCUGUUCGAGCAUAUUCCUACUCAUGCGAUGGAUAAGCCUUCUGUUUCUCAGACACCACAGCCCAUUGAGCGACUCACAUGCAGGCUAUGCGACACAGUCUUCCCCACCCGAGACGCUCUCUUCGCGCAUAUUCCCAUUCAUGCGAUGGAUAAGCCCUCUGGUAAUAGAAAACCACAGCCCGUUGAGCGCCUCACAUGCAGGGUCUGCGGUAUGGUCUGCCCCACCCGAAACGCUCUCUUCCAACACAUUCCUAUCCACCAGCGGGGUGAUAUGGAGAGCGAUACGCUUCCUGUGGUCACUCCACCUCCUGUUCAGCCUGUUCAGGAGCCCGCCCCGUUUGCUAGCCCAUUUGCUGAGCGUAACCCAGAUGUCGACCUCACUGCACGCGAGCCGGGCGCGGUCGACUUCUACCCAGUUGUUGUCAGCCCAGUUCCCUUCCAUCCUGCUUCUCCACCACGGACUUACCGAGGAGGCCAGGCUCCCUCCAGUACCCGCAGACACACACCCUACGUUCGAACGUCCGAGUCGAGGUACAAUCGCAAGCAUCCUUCACACACAGCAAGCGGUAAUGGAAAACCACAACCCAUUGAGCGCCUCACAUGCAAGGUCUGCGGUACGGUCUUCCCCACCCGAAACGCUCUCUUCCAACACAUUCCUAUCCACGAGCAAGGCGAUGCGAAGAGCGAUACGCCCCCUGUGGUCGCUCCACCUCCUGUUCAGCCCGUUCAGGAGCCCGCCCCGUUGGCCAGCCCGUUCGCCGAGCGUAACAAAAAUGCUGACCUCACACGCGAGCCGGGCGCGGUCGACUUCUACCCAAUCGUUGCCAGCCCCGUUCCAUUCCAUCCUGCUUCUCCACCACGGACUUACCGAGGAGGCCAAGCUCCGUCCAGUACCUACAGACACACCCCCUACGUUCGACCCUCCGCGUCGAGGUACAGUCUCAAGCAUCCCUCAAAGGCAGUAAGCAUCGGGGAUGUUCGACAAAGCAACCUCGCCAGACGCCGGGCUCGACGACAAGCACCACUGCCAGAAGUGCCAAUGGACUGGGAACCCACCUACGCCGAGGUGACGAUCCGAGCUGAAACGGACGACUUCGAGAAGUUUGGUAGGAUGAAGAACGCGCCGUUCAAGUUGCCUCGCCCCCAACCCAAGAAGCACAACAAGAAAACAUCGAGAUCAGCGCAUUGA